This is a messenger RNA of Exophiala viscosa, 872 nucleotides long. RefSeq lists its product as uncharacterized. NCBI's taxonomy places the organism in Eukaryota, Fungi, Ascomycota, Eurotiomycetes, Chaetothyriales, Herpotrichiellaceae. The coding region runs from base 1 to 840 and encodes 279 amino acids. The record is from RefSeq and is a predicted model, not a curated record. The transcript has a single exon.
AUGGCGUUCCUACUUCGAAAGUGUUACCUGCUUAUCGCAGUCUUUGUCGGCCUACCGCUGAUCGUGGCGUCGGACGUGGACACACGCAACGUGACCAAUGUCCUCGGCAUCCCUUCAUGUGCGCUGAACUGCCUAUUCCCCUUUCCUCCAAACUGCAACAAUGGCAGCGCACAAUGUACCUGCCCGAAUGGAACUUACAUCAACGGCGUUGGUCAUUGUGCCUUCGAAGCUUGCGACACGGUCGGCUGUGGUCAAAUGGAGGCUUGGGCGAGUUUACUUUGUUACCCUGAAUUCAGCUACUAUUUUGGGGUCUGUCCUUCAGGCAAGACCUUUGCACCAGGAGAGAGCACAUUAAUAACGGUGACAUUCGCGAAUCCGGCGGGAACAUCGGCACCCAUCACCAACGAUCAUGGUACCACUACGAUGAGUACAACGACAUCUCCCUCAUCUGUCAGCUUGGCCAACCAAAGCUCCGAGCCUGACCUGAGCUCAGGUUCAAAAGCUGGAAUCGGCGUGGGCGCUGGGGCAGGCGCUGCUAUCCUUUUCUGUGUGGCAUUUUGCUUUGGAAUACGGUAUUCUAAGAGACGUACAGCCACAAGCACUGUACAGGCACGCGAUGAAGUUGAAGGAAUGGAGCAGGUCAUACCUCCAUACGAGCUGGCUGGCGAAGAGAAGUCAACCACCGACCCACAGGAUACAAGCAAAAGCAUGAUAGUCAGCCGGUGUUGUCAGAAGAGCAAGAGUUUGCGGCAAGUCACGGGCCCUUGGAUCUUCCAACGACACGCGGUUGAAGUUCAUUCCCGGCGUCCAGUACCAGCUGCUCAAAGUCGAGCAGAAUAGACCUUCUCAUAGAAUUAGUCAAGUAUCUAUGC